Molecule: messenger RNA, 1714 nt
Organism: Delphinapterus leucas (beluga whale)
Lineage: Eukaryota; Metazoa; Chordata; Mammalia; Artiodactyla; Monodontidae
Gene: TCEANC2
Product: transcription elongation factor A N-terminal and central domain containing 2
Biological process (GO): DNA-templated transcription
Cellular component (GO): nucleus
Source: RefSeq, a predicted model, not a curated record
AAUGUGGUUUGGUUCACUCCCACCCCCUCCACCCCGCUGACGGGCGUCGGUGUUCUCCCGGCUGGCUGAUCCUCUAACGAGAAACUGCAGCGGAGGAAGGAAGCGUCGUUUAGUUCUGACCCCCGAGGUCUAGGCUUGGGCCCUCAGAGGGUGCGUUCUGGAGAGGCCCAGCUGCUGACAGGGCUGCUAUUCCUGAACACGGUGCAAACACGUGAAGGUAGUUGGAGUCCCCUAGCAAUGGAUAAAUUCGUCCUUCGAACACCCAGAAUCCAGAAUAGUCCUCAGAAGAAAGCUCCUGGAGGAAAGAUUUACAAGCAGGCCACGAUUGAAUCUCUGAAGAGAGUUGUGGUUAUAGAAGACAUAAAAAGAUGGAAAACUAUGUUGGAGCUUCCUGAUCAAACCAAAGAGAAUCUAGUUGAAGCCUUACGAGAAUUAAAGAAGAAAAUACCCUCCAAGGAAGUGUUAAAAUCAACAAGGAUAGGUCACACUGUGAACAAGAUGCGUCAACACUCAGAUUCAGAAGUGGCUUGUCUUGCCAGAGAAGUUUACACUGAGUGGAGAACUUUCAUUGAAAAACACAAGGAUAGACCUUCUAUAGAAGUCCGAAGUGAUUCCAAAACCGAGACAUUUAGGAAAAACGCCCAGAAAUUACUCUCAGAAGCCUUGGAAUUGGAGAUGGAUCACCUACUGGUUGAAAAUAUUGAACGGGAAACGUUUCAUCUCUGCUCCCGCCUCAUUAAUGGGCCAUACCGGCGGACAGUGAGAGCCCUGGUCUUCACAUUAAAGCAUCGAGCUGAAAUCCGGGCUCAGGUGAAGAACGGCACGCUGCCAGUCGGCACGUUUGUACAGACCCACAAAAAAUGACCUGAGGAUGGUUCCAACCCUGGGCUGGGCAGAAAGGAAAAUGGGCCUUUCUCUGCCAUUCAAAGACUCUUUUGAGUUUGGGCGAUGGCUGAUGCUGGCGGUGCUGAAUUUUCCCAUGGUGCCAUUCCUUCAGACAGAGGAUACAGAGAGCCCUGGGAGACAGACCUGCAGGAAAUGCUUCAUUAGCUGGAGUGCGCUGGUGCUGCCUAACAGGAUGUGCGCUUGCUGGCGCUAGGAAGCGCAGUACGGUUGCCAUCACCCCACACAGUGAAAGGGUGACGAGUUCCACUGUGAAUAUGCCAGGGACACCUCUAAACUUCCUCCGUGUCAGGCAGAUGAAGUUACUACUUUAUUUUGCCACCCUGCAGGUAACUGAAACUCAAUUACCACAGCUGCUCACUCAGUUCCAUCCCCCUGAGUUUAGAUAGCUCCAGUGCCUCUCAGAACUCCCCUGUCUGUACUCUUUGCUCUACCCCAGGGGUGAGCCUGUCAGAGCCCGCCAACUACCCCUUCUUUCCAGAACUCACUUAUCUGAACGUUUCAGCUCUCCCUGGAAGACCUGCGUUGGUCUCCAGAGCCCCCAUGCUGAGGCUUCUAAUGAGGAACUGUCCUGAAGCAUCCCCACACCUUGGGGUUUAUUUGAAUAUGUUGGCUCUCUCGGUUUAGGGCUCUGUAGAAGAUACAUAAUGAAAUUGCUCUUGAAAUGAAUUACUGUAGGAGAAAAAUUAUAUACAUAUGUAUUUUCAAAUGAAAUACCCGUAUAUAGACUUGCUUGAACAAUUAUGUAAGUGAUAUUUGCUUUUUUUAAAAAGUAAUAAUAAACUGGGGAUUUUUUGUCCCUAAAACCAAA